Emiliania huxleyi CCMP1516 is the source of this 2514-nucleotide messenger RNA. RefSeq lists its product as hypothetical. The record is from RefSeq and is a predicted model, not a curated record. Lineage: Eukaryota; Haptophyta; Isochrysidales; Noelaerhabdaceae. Bases 1 to 2514 code for a protein of 837 amino acids. Gene Ontology annotation, molecular function: protein binding. The transcript has 11 exons.
AUGUCGUACCUGGCGAAGCACAUCGCGGCGCUCGACGAGCGCCUCGCGGAUUACCGCGAACAGUGCGGCGCGCUCGCGCUGGAUCAUCAGUCGUGGCUGGAGGAGACGGUCGUCACCAACAAGAAGCGGCUGGCGUACCAGACGACGCCGAGCCUCGAGUGCCCGCGCUCGCACCGCCGCCCCGCGCCGCGCGGGCGCCGCCGCCCGCUGGCUGCCGUCAAGGAGGGGGCGGAGGACAAGGAGAAUGUCGUCGCCUCGGACACCGGCAAGGGCUCCAAGCGAGCGCUCGGCAUGCGCAGCGCCAACUCGGCGCCAGCCGGCGACGAGAACGUCGGCUCCAAGCGCAAGUCGGAGAGCUCGAUCGAUGAGUGCGACAGCAAGCGCGCGCGGGAGGACGAGGAGGAGGUCAAGCAGGCCACCACCGAGACGAGCCGCGACCAGCUCGCAGAGAUCUGCGCCGCCUCGGCCGCCCUCAAGAAGGUGGAGGAGGAGGCGCGGGCGACGUUCGCCAAGCUGACGGUGCCUAGUCUCCGGAGCGAGUGCACGCGCCUCGGCCUCCCCACCGACGGCCUCAAGCCGGCCCUCGUCGCGCGGCUGGUCGGGCAUCAAGCGGCCUCCAAGGGCGAGGGCGAGGGCGAGGGCGAGGGCGAGGCCGCUGCUGGGUCGGGCGACGCGGCGGCUGGCGACGCGGCGGCUGGCGACGCGGCGGCUGGCGAAGAGGGUCCGCGCGAGGGUGGCGCGGAGGCGGCGGGCAAGGAGGAGGAGGAGGAGGAGGGGCCGGACGCUGCCCUCGAGCGGCUGGUCAAGCUGCGGGUCCUCCUUGAGCGGCUGCAGCAACACCACGAGGCGCGCAAGGCGGGCGGCGCGGGCAAGCUCAACCCGGCGGCCUUCUUCGGCGCUGCCCUCGACGCCGAGUCGACCGCUCUCUUCGAGAACGUGGGCAGCUUCGAAGAGGCCGAGGCGCGCGCGGCGGACGAGGCGGACUCGAUGCAAGUGGACGGCUCGGCCUCCGGCGACGAGCCUCCGGAGGGCGGGCUGCAGCGGAUGAUGGAGUGGGCGGCCAAGCCGUUCCUGAGCGCGCCGGCCAGCGAGGCGGCCAGCGAGGCCUCCGCCUCCGAGCAGCGGGCCGGCGAGGAGCAGCGGCCCGGCGAGGAGCAGCGGUCCGGCGAGGAGGGCUACACCGUGUGCGACGAGCUCGAGAAGAAGCUCGAGGUUGCUCGCUCCGUGCGCAAGCCCAGCCGCCGCGCCUCGGAGGCGUCCUCGACGGCGGACGCUCCGGCGGCGGGCGGAGGCGAGGCGGCGGCGGAGGAGCCAGCGGCGGACGCCGCGCCGGCCUCCGCCGACGAUACGGGCGAUGACGCGGCCGCCGAGGCGGCGCCCGCGAGCGCGUCUGCGCUGCCCGCCGAGGCGCCGGCGGCGGCGGAGGUGGAGGAGGCAGCGGAGGCGGAGGCGGAGGCGGCGGCAGAGGAGGUGGCGGAGGAGGCGGCCUCCGCCGCGGCCAAUCCGUUCGUCACCGCGGAGGAGCCCGCCGCGGAGAGCGAGCCCGCCGAGGCGGCCUCCGCCGAGGCGGCUUCGGCCGCUGUUGUGGCCGCCGCACCAGCGGCGGCCGGGGCGGCGGCGGCGGCGUCGCAGUCCUCGGUCGCUCCGAAGGCGGCAGCAGCCUCCAAGGCAGCGGCGGCGGGCCCGAAGCUCAAGCCCGAGGACCGAUUCGCAAAGGCGCAAAAGAAGAAGGAGGAGGAGGCCGCCGAGCGAAAGGCAAAGCAGGAGGAGGUGCGGAAGCGGCGCGAGAAGCAGGAGGAGGAGCGGCAGCGCGCGCUCGCCGAGAAGAUGCGGCUCAAGGAUGAGAAGGAGGGCGAGGAGCGGCGCGAGGCCAAGAGGAAGGAGCUCGAGGAGAAGAGGAAGGCGGACGCGCGCAAGCAGGCGCAGACGGCGCCCGCGGCCAAGCCCAAGCCGGCGGUCAAGCCAGCGGUGGCGGUCGAGGGCGUGGUUGGGCCCGCCAGCUCCGCCACGGCGGGGCCGACAGCGGCCGGGCCAGCCAAGCCGGCGCUGCCUCCGCUGUCGGCGGGCUGGACAGAGCACAAGACGCCCGAGGGGCGUCCGUACUACUACCACGCGGCGACCAAAAAGUCGACUUGGGAGCGGCCCGGCGCGGCGCGCCCCGGCGCCGACGACGCAGCCAAGCAGUACUCCAUCCCGGAGGACCGCGCCUCGUCCGGAGACGAGUCCGAGUCCGAGGAGGAGGACGCGCCGGCCAAGAAGCAGCUGAUCCCCAACUGGGCGCAGUCGUCGCAGCUCCAGCCGGCGCUCAUCGAGCAGUACACGAUGGACCCCGACAACGUCUUCGAGACGGCGCUGCACGAGCAGACCACCGUCGUCGACCUCGGCUCCAUCUUCGGCCGCUCCGACCAGAACCGGCGAGGCCACCGGCGUGCCUCGUCGGGCGACUGGAGCCGCGACCAACUGCUGCAGGAGGAGGUGGCGCAGUACAAAAAGGCGCGCGGGCUGCAGGGCUGA